Hibiscus syriacus is the source of this 989-nucleotide messenger RNA. RefSeq names its product protein CUP-SHAPED COTYLEDON 3-like. The record is from RefSeq and is a predicted model, not a curated record. The coding region runs from base 125 to 949 and encodes 274 amino acids. Gene Ontology annotation, biological process: regulation of DNA-templated transcription. Gene Ontology annotation, molecular function: DNA binding. Lineage: Eukaryota; Viridiplantae; Streptophyta; Magnoliopsida; Malvales; Malvaceae. The transcript is spliced from 3 exons.
UUCAUAAAUAAACCUUCCCCUUCCAUAUAAUAUUUUCUAGAAAAUCAUCCCAUACCUUCUUUCGCAUUCAACCUCAUACUGCUGAAAUUCAUCAAAGAUUUUCUUUGCUAAUUUCUCCUAAAGAAUGGGGCUCAGGGACAUUGGAGCUACACUUCCUCCUGGAUUUAGGUUUCACCCAAGUGAUGAGGAAUUGGUGUGCCAUUAUCUCUACAAAAAGAUUGCCAAUGAGGAGGUCUUGAAGGGUACUUUGGUGGAAAUUGAUCUGCAUACAUGUGAGCCAUGGCAGCUUCCUGAGGUGGCAAAGCUGAACGCAAACGAGUGGUACUUCUUCAGCUUCCGUGACUGGAAAUAUGCGACGGGGUUUCGGACUAAUCGAGCGACGACAUCCGGGUACUGGAAGGUGACAGGGAAAGAUCGAACGGUGAUCGACCCGAUAACACAAGAAGUAGUGGGGAUGAGAAAAACACUGGUGUUUUAUAUGAACCGAGCUCCAAAUGGAAUCAAAACAGGUUGGAUCAUGCAUGAAUUUCGUCUGGAGACCCCACAUAUGCCCCCUAAGGAAGACUGGGUAUUGUGUAGAGUCUUUCAUAAGAGCAAAGAAAGGAGUCCCCACAUGAUGUACGACGCCUCAACUCAAACAAGCAUGGCUUGCGGCGGGCAUCAACAAAUCAGCUGCUCUUUAUCCACCACACCCGCACAUCAUCAUCAACACCAUGGCCAAAGCUUGCUAACCCUGCUCCAUUCCUCUCAGCUAAAGAACAACAAUGACAGCUUCAGCAAUCAUGAAGUUAGCUCAGGAGUCGUCGACGAAGAUUACGAGUUCUUGUGGGACAUGAACAUAGAAGAUAACUGCUUGGAGGAUCGCCUUCAUGUUCAUGGCCAUGAGGUGGCAGAUUCCAACUUGGAGGAUGUAAGAUUUGAGAAUGACAAUAGCAUGGUUUUCCUAUGAAAAUAUAUACAUGAUAUUUCAUAUGAUUUAGGGUAAAAAA